CAGCAACAGAAAUAACACAACCAUGAGUCAGGACACUAUCACAUUACCUGCCGCUGCCGACUUCCACUUGCACUUGCGUCAAGGCGAAAUGAUGCGCAUGGUCACACCCAUGGUAUCUAAAGGCGGUGUUUCCCUUGCAUAUAUCAUGCCCAACUUGAGUCCACCAAUCAGUAACACAGACCAAGCUCUUGCGUACAAGAAGGAGCUUGAACAACUGGCUCCCAAUGUCACUUUCUAUAUGACCUUGUACCUGUCACCCCAGCUUACCAUUGAAGAAAUUCGCAAAGCGUCCAAGGCUGGAAUUGCUGGCGUCAAAUCAUAUCCUCGUGGAGUCACUACCAAUAGUGAUGGUGGUAUCGAAAACUACGAAGUAUAUUAUCCAAUCUUCAAGGCAAUGGAGGAGGAAGGCAUGGUACUUAACUUGCACGGCGAGAUCCCAUCCGAUGCCGAGAGCGAUAUUUGUGUGAUGAACGCAGAGGAACGUUUCCUCCCUCAGCUCGAAAAGCUUCACAAUGCCUUUCCUAAGCUCAAGAUUGUUCUCGAACACGCAACCUCAAAGGCUGCUGUUGAACUCGUCAAGCGUUUGGGCGACACUGUCGGUUGCACUAUUACCGUUCACCAUCUUCAAUUAAUCGUUGAUGACUGGGCCGGCCAACCCCAUCAUUUCUGCAAACCGGUCGCCAAAUAUCCUCACGAUCGCUCAGCACUCCAAGAGGUCGUAAGCUCAGGUAAGUUGACGGUAUUUUAUGCCAGAUUCAUUUUAGUGAAGCCAAGUAACCUUUCUUUACGCACAGGUCAUCCACGUUUCUUCCUUGGCACUGACUCCGCACCACACCCAAGAGGUACCAAAGAGACAUCUUGCGCUCAUGCUGGUGUCUUCACUACUCCUCUGGUGCUUCCUUAUCUCGCUCAAAUUUUUGACUCUCUCGGCUGCCUGGAUAAGCUAGAAAACUUUGCUUGUCAUUUCGGAAAAGCUUUCUAUGGAUUGUCCCAAAAGCCAGAAUUCGAAAAUGCCACCGUUACUCUGGCCAGAACCAGUUCUGAGCUUGUUGUACCUAACGAGUUUCAUAUCUCCCAAGAUGGCCAGCCUAGCUCUCUUGGAACUGUUGUACCAUUCUGGGCAGGCAAGCCUCUUGGAUGGCAGAUUGUCAAAGAUUUUUAGAUUUGGCCAUUUUAUACACUCUUGCCACCGAUUACAAAAUAAAAUUCUAAAAAGACACGCAGGAAAUGCUGCUCCACUAAUAAAAAACACACAAUGUUCCCAUUCUAUAGUAACAAUGUUCUCUUCUUCUUGAUUGGAACUCCCAAAGAGUUGGCGUCUACUUCGUCUUCGUGUCCUUGCGCACCAUCGCCUUCUACUUCAUGUGAAUAGUUUUCCAUGAACCGAUUUUUUGAUGCUUCAAACGUUUUACCAUCGAUAGAUUGACGAAUCGACUCAAAAAAGUUUGCAUAUUGAUAAAGGUUGUGGCUAAUGGCAAGAUAAUUAAUAUACAGU
This is a messenger RNA of Umbelopsis ramanniana AG, 1495 nucleotides long. RefSeq lists its product as uncharacterized. Gene Ontology annotation, biological process: pyrimidine nucleotide biosynthetic process; 'de novo' pyrimidine nucleobase biosynthetic process. Gene Ontology annotation, molecular function: dihydroorotase activity. The transcript is spliced from 2 exons. The coding region runs from base 23 to 1162 and encodes 379 amino acids. NCBI's taxonomy places the organism in Eukaryota, Fungi, Mucoromycota, Umbelopsidomycetes, Umbelopsidales, Umbelopsidaceae. The record is from RefSeq and is a predicted model, not a curated record. Gene Ontology annotation, cellular component: cytoplasm.